AUGAGUUCCAACACCCAUUCGUCAGCAUCAACGAAACGAAGCGUUACAGCUCCUGGGUUUACUCUAGGCGUAAGCGAAGAUCGCAACAAACGAUGCCGAAGGACCAUGGAAGAUGCUCACGCCUACAUUACUGAUUUCCAUGGAGUACCACGUCAAGGUUUCUUCGCCAUUUUUGACGGUCAUGCCGGAAAAUCCACGGCGGAAUGGUGUGGUGCAAACUUUCAUAAGACAUUGCUGCAUUGUUUAGAAAAAAACGCAGAGACACCAGUACCGGAGGUUUUAAACCUGACGUUUCUGGAAGCUGAUCGACAGGUCAAUCAAAAGGAAGGCAAGUUUUCUGGUUGUACAGCCGUGGUUGCGUAUGUUCAGGUCAAAGACAAAAAGCGUAUGUUAUAUACCGGUAAUGUGGGCGACGCGCGUGCGGUGUUGAGCCGUCAAGGAAAAGCGGUGCGUUUAUCAUAUGAUCAUAAAGGGUCGGAUGCCAAGGAAGCGAAGCGAAUUACUGAUCUGGGUGGAUUCAUGAUGAAUCAUCGGGUCAAUGGCGUUUUGGCUGUUACACGAUCGCUGGGUGACAGUGUGAUGAAGGAAUUCGUAGUGGGUAACCCAUACACGACGGAAACGGAAUUAGGCAACGGCGAUGAUUUCUUGAUCCUAGCUUGUGAUGGUUUGUGGGAUGUAUGCGAUGAUCAAGAAGCGGUUAAUUUGAUCAAGGAUGUGAUGGAUCCUCAAGAAGCAAGUCGUAAAUUAUUAGAGCACGCUUUGGCCAACUUUAGCACCGACAAUCUUACCAUCAUGGUCAUCCGAUUCACUGAAUAG
Molecule: messenger RNA, 816 nt
Organism: Radiomyces spectabilis
Lineage: Eukaryota; Fungi; Mucoromycota; Mucoromycetes; Mucorales; Radiomycetaceae
Product: phosphatase 2C-like domain-containing protein
Exons: 5
Coding region: 1-816 (271 amino acids)
Biological process (GO): protein dephosphorylation
Molecular function (GO): protein serine/threonine phosphatase activity; cation binding
Source: RefSeq, a predicted model, not a curated record